AUGUUCAUGUCGGACGGACAAGACGACGGCUUUCACGUCACAUGUAAAGCCUACCCCCAUCUAAGUGACUCAGAAUGGGAGGUAGUCGGCCGCAUGAGUGUGCUCAUGGGCGAACUUGCCAUCAGUGGUAUGUCGGAGUCUCUAAGCAGAGACCAGCAACAUGCUGCUAUCAACAAGUUCAACGAGGGAAACUUGCCGUCGAACGACAUUAGAUAG
Molecule: messenger RNA, 216 nt
Organism: Peronospora matthiolae
Lineage: Eukaryota; Oomycota; Peronosporomycetes; Peronosporales; Peronosporaceae
Source: the annotation of a GenBank genome assembly